UUGUUUAUUGGUGACACCUUGGGAACAGCUGUCGGUUAGUGACCAUCUACAGCUACCUUUCUGGCUAACUCAACGUUAAUCAAAUUAUAUUACUGUUUUCCGCCGUUUUAUAUUUCACGGUUUGUUUGGAGGACCGUUGCCAUGGAGCCUGCCUGCCGUAAAGACAAGCCAAAGCUGAACUCUACCCCGACCAGAGGAGACAGAGCCAGGCAGAAGUCUGCACAGCAAGAGCACAAACAGCGACAGAGAGCAGAGAUUUAUGCCUUGAACAAGGUGAUGACGGAGUUGGAACAGCAGCAGUUUGAGGCCUUUUGUAAACAGAUGCAGUCACAGGGAGAAUGAUGAGACCUGCCUUUCUUUUCCAUCUGGACCAGGACCUGUCACCCUGCAAAAGCACCAUGUACGCACACUAUGACCUUCAUACAAUCAGACACUUAUACUUAAACGGACGUUCAAUAAGACAAUCGUUGCUCCUGAUGGUUUACAGUCUGACCCUAACCCUGAACUCUUGAGUUGAAUAAUCCUGACAUGAAACACUGAAGAUGAAAAGUAUUGUUUGAGAUUUAAAAAGUGUAUAGAUCAAAGACAUAAAGGCAUGAUUGUAAGAUCACAAUCUGAUCCAGUAGUAAUGUGUUUGAGGAUUUGCACAUAAAAAAGGUGUCGAGUUAAAUACAGAUUAUUUUAAAUUGGAGAAAUGGAUUUGGAUCUUGGCUCAUCAGCCUUCAGUAACUUUGUUUCAGCUCAUAAAAGUGGUUACUUCAGAUAGUCCUGAGUAACAGUAAACCUUGAUACACACUUUGAUAUAAAUAAAACGGCGUGUCUUUCUCUGUAAGAGGGAGGAGACGGAGAAAGUCGGGGUUCCUUAAAAGAAAACCUGCCAGCGAGCAGGUUAGGAUCACCACGGUAACAGACCUAGAGUUUUAGUCACCUCUAUCUCCAGGGUUUCACUAAUCCCAAUUUCUGAAACGGGGCCCGGAAUAUACCAGUGAGUAUUGUUAUAUGUUAUAACUGAAAGCAUUGCUGGUUAAAUGUGUCCAAACAGGAACAACUAGCAGAGUUGCAUAUUUUCUAGAGACACAUCAGGUCAAGGACAUUCCCUUUACUUAAUUUAUAUAAUGGUUUAACUCGGCUUGUAUGCCAUUUUUUUUUGGCUUCCAACUCCAAACAGCAGAACAAGAGGUUGUUUUAGGUUGUUGUCAUAAAUAUUGCUUAAUGUAGCUUUAAAGUACACAGUGCCCUUCAUAUGCCAGUAUUAAUAGUGCUAACUAUGAACAUUAUCUUGACAGUAAAAUAUUUAUACUGACAUAAGUUUGUCAUCCACUUGCACUUAAGUUAUACAAUUUUGAUUUAAUAAAAAUAAAAGUGAAUUUUUUU
Anoplopoma fimbria (sablefish) is the source of this 1374-nucleotide messenger RNA. It is a transcript of the gene svbp, whose product is annotated as small vasohibin binding protein. The transcript is spliced from 3 exons. NCBI's taxonomy places the organism in Eukaryota, Metazoa, Chordata, Actinopteri, Perciformes, Anoplopomatidae. Gene Ontology annotation, cellular component: apical part of cell. The record is from RefSeq and is a predicted model, not a curated record. Gene Ontology annotation, biological process: negative regulation of protein ubiquitination; protein secretion. The coding region runs from base 142 to 342 and encodes 66 amino acids.